AUGGGGAGGUCUCCUUGUUGUGAUGAAAAUGGUCUAAAGAAAGGGCCUUGGACUCCUGAAGAAGAUCAAAAGCUCAUUGAUUACAUUCAUAAACAUGGCCAUGGAAGCUGGAGAGCCCUCCCCAAACUCGCAGAUUUGAACCGGUGUGGAAAGAGUUGUAGACUGAGGUGGACAAAUUAUUUGAGACCAGAUAUCAAAAGAGGCAAGUUUUCCGCGGAGGAAGAGCAAACAAUUCUCCAUCUUCACUCCAUUCUCGGGAAUAAAUGGUCCGCUAUCGCGACACAUUUGGAAGGACGUACAGAUAAUGAGAUCAAGAACUUUUGGAACACACAUCUAAAGAAGAAAUUGAUCCAAAUGGGGAUCGAUCCCGUGACUCAUCAGCCAAGAACCGACCUCUUUGCAAGCUUACCUCAGCUCAUAGCUUUGGCAAACCUAAAAGACCUCAUUGAACAAACAUCCCAGUUCUCAUCCAUUCAAGCCGAGGCAGCUCAACUAGCAAAGCUACAAUAUCUCCAAUCUAUGCUUAAUUCUUCGGCUCCAUUAUCCAACAACAACAACAAUAGCCCGAGUAGUAUUCUCGAUAUCGAUCAAAACCAUGCAAUGAACCUCUUAAACUCCAUGGUCUCUUGGAAUAAAGACCAAAACCCGAAUUCUGAACUCCAUGCUAAUGAUCAAAAUCAAGGUUUAUUCCUACCCGGGUCCAUCGACAAUCCAACCACCCAACCACUCCAACAACAACAAUACCAUUUAAACAAUAGUCAUCCUAGUGAGCUACCAUCACAAGGUGACCCACUUCUUGAUCAUGUCCCUUUCAAUCUCCAAACACCUUUGAAUAGUGAAGAUCACUUUAUAGACCAUUUGGUCAAACAUCCAAUUAAUCAUGAUAAUGAUGAUCCAUCUUCAUGGAUACUACCUUCUCUUCUGGACCACAACCCUAACAAUGCUACGCCUUCUCUUCCUCACAACAAUCCGGCGGAUGCAAGCAGCAGCUCAAGCUAUGGCGGUGAAGACGCUGCGUCGCUUUAUUGGCCUGACUUUUGUUUCGACGAAAGCCUCAUCAAUGAUAUUUCUUAA
Messenger RNA from Microthlaspi erraticum, 1074 nucleotides. The record is from the annotation of a GenBank genome assembly. Lineage: Eukaryota; Viridiplantae; Streptophyta; Magnoliopsida; Brassicales; Brassicaceae.